Messenger RNA from Exophiala oligosperma, 1628 nucleotides. RefSeq lists its product as uncharacterized. NCBI's taxonomy places the organism in Eukaryota, Fungi, Ascomycota, Eurotiomycetes, Chaetothyriales, Herpotrichiellaceae. The coding region runs from base 32 to 1603 and encodes 523 amino acids. The transcript has 2 exons. The record is from RefSeq and is a predicted model, not a curated record.
CUCCUCACUUAAACAUCCUCAGGCUCAACUCAUGAGUCGACCUUUAGAUCUCGAAGAUGAUCCAUAUAUCGACGGGAUGCCACACAAACGAAUAAUUGUCUGUUGUGAUGGUACUUGGAACAACAGCGACGGUGCAGAUCAAGUGCCGACUAAUGUCGCAAAACUAGCACGAUGCAUACAUCCGGAAGCUGAGGUGACACACAAUGGCGAGAAGAUCGAGAUCAAACAAGUCGUCUACUAUCAACAUGGCAUUGGUUCGGUAGCUGGGUGGCUUUUUGGGAGCCUCGAGAACGCAAUCGAAGGUGCUACAGGCAGAGGCAUUCGCGAGAAUAUCAUGCAAGCAUAUCAAUUCAUUUGUCUAAACUAUCAACAUGGAGACGGAAUAUUUCUGUUUGGGUUCUCUCGGGGUGCUUUUACAGCUCGAAGCAUCGCCCAUCUCAUAUGGAUGAUGGGUCUACUGACACACAAGGGAUUGAUACAUCUCGGCUCCGUUUUCGAGCAAUGGGAAAAGCAGAACGAAAAGGAGAAGUCCCACGGCUCUCUUGAGAACGAUAAAGAAGUCAACGACUAUUUCAGAGAUCUAUUGCACAAAGAGUGGACGCGGCCACAGAUUCCCAUCAAAGUCUGCGGAGUCUGGGAUACUGUGGGAUCUUUGGGUCUCCCGAGGCCAUUCUUCCUUCCGCAACCAGUGGGCAAGAAGUUGGCAUUCGUCAACACCAAAGUCCUUCCCAAUGUCGAAUAUGCCUACCAGGCUCUUGCCUUAGACGAGCGUCGAAGACAAUUCAAGCCCACGCUAUGGGAGAAACCUGAUGGCCAAGUGAACCCUCGUGUUCUCAAGCAAUGUUGGUUUCCAGGCAGCCAUUCAGACGUCGGAGGCGGUCUCAAGGACGACGCUGCAGCUCGAGUCCCUCUGGCCUGGAUGCUGAGCCAGCUGGAUGGACUUCUCAAUUUCGAUCCACUUGCCGUUGGGCAAUUCAUGAGAGGGAGAGGUGCGUCGCCGAGUUUUGUUGGCCGCAUCCACAACUCGAUGCGAGGGAUUUUCGUGCUCGGCGGCGAAUAUACUAGGAUUCCCGGCACCUUCACGUCCACCAAUCCGGUCACACGAGAACCAACGGCAAAGCGUCUGCAAAACACGUUCGAAUCAAUUCACUGGACCGCUCGAGAACGAAUGACCAAGAACAUUGACGACUACAGCAAGGCUGGUCUCGUCGAUUUCACCAUGAAAGCUGUGGUGACGGAGCCAAACAGUCCGGUUGUUCAUGACGCUGAAGACACGAAACACCUGCCGUUACCUCAAGGACCUGGAAGACAAGUGGCCGUCCAGUGGGUGAGUUGGAAACACCGUGUCUCGGUAAUGGAAGAUGAGAUGCGGAGUUUCGAACAGAAAAUCCUGCAACUCUGGGACAUGCAAGAGCUUUACGCAAUGACCGUGAAGCGAGGCAGCCGUGAGAAGGUUAAUGGGAGAGACCAGGCAUCGGAUAAGGCAAUUGAACGCCUGCAAUCGUUGUUUCAAGCUCGGAAAAGCAGUACCUAUGAUGUCUUGAGCAGUGACAACACACACAUUCCCACUGUGGAACCUUCUCCCCGAAGAGAAACCGCAUGAUGUUUGGGAGUGAAUUAUUUCCACC